GCCCGCACCCUCUGCUACUCCAUCGGCCUCGCCUCAUGCAGCUUCGCCUUCUCACAGUUCGCCCAACUAGAGAUCCUAGCAGGGAUAGACCUAAGCUCGCAGUUUGGAGGUCACUACCAGUUCCUCACCAACCUCAGCCUCGCAUUCACUUUCGCCACAUUGCUCGCCUCACUCGCCCACACCCUCUCCCCCUCCGUGCGACCCCUGCGAGUCGUGAAGCGCCUCCUCGCAACCUUUACCCUCCCCGCAGAGCUAAUGGUCUCCCUCCUCUACUGGACCGUCCUAGCGAUCAACCCCUCUCUCCUCAUUCCCGAACGAGAAGUAGCCGACCCGCUCAACCCAGGUCAAUUCGUCAUGGAACCCGUUCGCCUACCCUGGGUAGUAGACCUAACCAUGCACGCCUUCCCCGCCAUCUUCCUCGUAGUGGAUUUCCUCUUCUUCUCCCCACCUCUACCCCUCUCGGUGCGGAGGCUCACGACGAGCUGGCCAACGUACAGUGCAGGGUUGGCCGUAUUCGCCUAUUGGGGGUGGGAGAGCCUCUGCGCCUCCAAGAAUGGGCAUUACCCCUACCCCUUGUUGGGAUUGAUGAGUACGACGCAACGGGCCCUGUUCCACGUAGCGUGC
Messenger RNA from Jaminaea rosea, 624 nucleotides. RefSeq lists its product as hypothetical. The record is from RefSeq and is a predicted model, not a curated record. The annotation marks the transcript as partial. Lineage: Eukaryota; Fungi; Basidiomycota; Exobasidiomycetes; Microstromatales. The transcript has a single exon. Gene Ontology annotation, cellular component: membrane; endomembrane system.